Molecule: messenger RNA, 2805 nt
Organism: Cheilinus undulatus (humphead wrasse)
Lineage: Eukaryota; Metazoa; Chordata; Actinopteri; Labriformes; Labridae
Gene: agpat4
Product: 1-acylglycerol-3-phosphate O-acyltransferase 4 (lysophosphatidic acid acyltransferase, delta)
Exons: 9
Coding region: 262-1395 (377 amino acids)
Cellular component (GO): endomembrane system; mitochondrial outer membrane
Molecular function (GO): 1-acylglycerol-3-phosphate O-acyltransferase activity
Source: RefSeq, a predicted model, not a curated record
ACGGAGUUUCUAGAAGGAAGCACAGCUGACAUACGUCUCCAUCCUCGGUGUUCAGGCGCGGCUUUCAGAUGGGUGUGGUUUUUUAGGAAGUGGACUUUUCCUCUUACAGAGAGCUGAAUAGUGAAUAUUGACUUUAACUGGAUCAUGACUAAAAUCUGAAGGGUCUUCAAGAAGAAGCUCACGUUUUAGAUUCCUCAUGUGUCAUUUUUGAGAAGUCUAGGCAGGGUAUCUUUGUCGGAGCCUGUACACUAAACAAGAACAAUGGGGCUCCUGCAGCUGCUGAAAUCACAGUUUCUGUGUCACCUGAUCAUCUGCUACGUGUUUCUGGUCAGCGGACUCAUCAUCAACCUGCUGCAGCUCUGUACUUUACCUCUGUGGCUGGUCAACAAGCAGCUAGCCCGCAGGGUCAAUGUCAGGCUAGGAUACUGCAUCACCAGCCAGAUGGUUGCUGCCCUGGAGUGGUGGUCUGGGACUGAAUGCACGCUGUACACAGACCCGAAGAGCUACCCGCUGUAUGGGAAUGAGAAUGCAAUUGUUGUUCUUAACCACAGCUUUGAGCUGGAUUUCCUGUGUGGUUGGACAUUCUGUGAGCGAUUCGGUGUGCUCGGGAGCUCAAAAGUGUUAGCAAAGAAAGAGUUGAUUUAUGUACCUGUGAUUGGUUGGAUGUGGUACUUCCUGGAGAUAGUUUUCUGCAAGAGGAAGUGGGAGGAGGACCGCAAGACAGUGAAUCAGAGUCUGCAGAACUUGCAGGAUUACCCUGAAAAAUUCUGGUUCUUGUUGUACUGUGAAGGAACACGCUUCACACAAAAGAAACACCAGAUCAGCAUGCAGGUGGCUGAGAGCAAAGGCUUACCCAAACUAAAGCAUCAUCUUCUGCCCAGGACCAAAGGAUUCUGGGUAACUGUGCAAAACCUCAGAGGCACCGCUGCUGCGGUCUAUGACUCCACGCUGAACUUUAGAGAGAAAGAGGCACCAACUCUGUGUGAUAUCCUUAAUGGGAAAAAAUACCAUGCAGAUUUAUAUGUCAGAAGAAUCCCUCUAGAGUCAAUCCCAGAAGACGAGGCAGAGUGUGCUGCUUGGCUCCACAAACUCUACCAGGAGAAGGAUAGCUUUCAGGAUCAUUACAUUCAGACGGGGCGUUACCCCGGCCCCAUCGUGAACCCUCCACGCCGCCCCUGGGCCCUGAUCAACUGGAUCUUCUGGGCCUUCCUGCUCCUUUACCCGCUGGGCCUGCUUUUCACUCAGCUGAUCAGCUCUGGAUCAAUGUGGACCAUUUUGGCCUCUGUGGCUCUCUGCACUGCAGCCUCACUGGGUGUCCGCUGGAUGAUUGGCCAGACUGAGAUCAACAAAAGCUCAAACUAUGGCAACAAGGAAGUUCCUCUGAAUAAUAACUAAAGACUGCUGCAGCUCUGCACAGCUACAAACCUGCAAGGUGUUGGCAACUGAACGUGUUAACACCAGUCUGACAGGAUUUGCUGGUACAACAUGUGCAAACCUGCUUCAGAGCUCAGACAGCAUGGUAUCAUCUCGGCUGCAGAGGCCUAAGAUUCAAAAUCAUGAAACUGCGCUGUGGUGGGCAGGUCGCUUUGGGAAACAGAUGAAUGAGUGUGGUCAAGAUUGAGCACAGCUUUACUACAUUCCCCUAACAGAGCACGGAAAAGACAGCAUUUUCACAUAAAACUUCAAAUUUAGCAACAAAUGGACUACCUCUUUAAUAAUCAUGCAGAGAAUAAUGUUUUUAAUGACAGAGUAAAUAAACAUUUCCUUUUUUUUUUAAACACAUUUGGUUCAUCUUUUUAUUUCUACUCAGUAAUUAUUGCAUGAAGACUGGGAUGAUACCUGCACCUCUGCAGGUUUUCAGAGUCAUAACAUCAGGGCAGGUGACCUCUGCCUCAUUUUAGUGAAUAAAUAAAUAGACUGAGCUUCUAGAUAACAGAAUCGCCUGUGUGGAGGCAGAUUUACAAUGCAUCUCUUUGUAACACUUACCUGGUGAGGAAGUUGUUUCAGUCCCACUAACCAGUCAGUGAAAACUUGAAAAUGAACCAGGAAAUAUUAAAAUGAAAACAAAAUCCUUGUUUAAGAAUUUUCCAUAAACCAAAACUAAGGAGGAAAAGUCUUAUAUGGGAAGACCUAAACCUCCUAAGACCCUGCAAGCACAUAUGAGGACAUUCAUUCUGGUUUUCCGACAACAAAGUUAUAAUUUCUGAUUUUAGAAUUUUUGAGAUAAUUGUCCAUAACCUCCUGUGAAGUUAAAUAAAUUUGUUUUAAAGGUUAGGAGAAUUUUUUGUGACAUUUUGGGAAAUUUUCAUGCAAAUUUGGGGAAUUUGUCUGGAUAUUUGGGGGGAUUUGCUCAAAAAUUUUCAAGUAGUUAAAUGGAAAUUUUGAGAAUAUAUUUAAUUCUUUGGAGAGUUUAACUGACAAAGGAAAAUUUGCUUUGGAAUUUUUUUUUUAUUUUAUUUUUAUUUUUUUUUUGCGUUUUCAUAGAAAUUUGAAAUCUUUUGGAUUUUGGGGGAAUUUGUUCUUUUUUUAUGGAAUAAAAAAUAUAUAAAAAUAUUUGUUAUUGAUCCUGCUGAAUUUUGGGGGGAAUUUUUAUUCAAAAAUUGUGUUUUCAUGGGAUUUUGGGAAAUUUAUUUGUAUUUUUCUUAUAGUUUGACUGGAAAUUUGGGGGGCUUGAACAUUUUUUCAAGAAAUUUAUGAAAAUUUUGAAGAUAUGUUCAUAUAUUUUGAAAGGUUUUAAUUGUCAUUUCAUUUUCAUUAAACUCUGGAAAAAAUAUUUGUAACUUUUGAUAGUUUGAUUUGAUUUUU